UAAAUCAUUCUCCUAAACGGCUGUGAGCACACACCCUCCUGCGUAGAUUUCUCUCUGGCUCACACUUCCUCUUCAGUGCUGAGUCUCAGCAGCUGGAUUGCCUUAGGCUGCACUUCUGCCAUGGCUCCUGCAGACUUUCCAGCCUCCCUUCCUCUCUGUGUGUGCCUGCUGCUGGCCUCUGGCUUGGCCCAGGCAGGCAGGCUGCUGGUGGUGCCCAUGGAUGGGAGCCACUGGUUUACGAUGCAGACGGUUGUGGAGAAACUCCUUCACAAAGGCCAUGAGGUCGUAGUGGUUGUUCCGGAGGUGAGUUGGCAGCUGACGAAACCAUUGAAUUUUGUAGUGAAAACAUAUGCAGUUUCUCAUACGCAGGAGGAUUUAAACCGGGAGUUCAAGAUUUUUAUUGAUGCACAAUGGAAAAGUCAGCAGGAGGGAGGAAUACUUCCUCUGCUUGAUUCUCCAGCCAAAGGUUUCUUCGAAUUACUGUUUUCACACUGUAGGAGUUUGUUUAACGACAAGAAGUUAGUGGAAUACUUGAAGCAGACUUCUUUUGAUGCUGUGUUUCUGGAUCCUUUCGAUGUGUGCGGCUUAACUGUAGCCAAGUACUUUUCUCUCCCAUCCGUGGUCUUCAGCAGAGGAAUAUUUUGUCAUUAUCUUGAAGAUGCUGCCCAGUGCCCCAGUCCUCCUUCUUAUAUCCCCAGAAUGCUCUUAAAAUUCACAGACACCAUGACUUUCAAGGAAAGAACUCGGAACCUUUUGGCCUACAUGGGGGAGCGUGCAUUUUGUCAUAAGUUUUUCAAAAGUGCUGCAGAUAUUGCCUCUGAAGUUCUCCAGACCCCAGUGACUAUGACAGACCUCUUCAGCCCAGUGUCCAUUUGGUUGUUACGCACAGACUUUGUCUUGGAGUUCCCCAGACCUGUGAUGCCCAAUGUGAUCUACAUUGGUGGAAUCAACUGCCACCAGGGAAAGCCACUUUCCAAGGAAUUUGAAGCCUAUGUCAACGCCUCUGGGGAGCAUGGCAUCGUUGUUUUCUCUUUGGGAUCCAUGGUCUCAGAGAUUCCGGAGAAGAAAGCCAUGGAAAUUGCUGAGGCUUUGGGCAGAAUUCCUCAGACGGUCCUGUGGCGCUACACCGGAACUAGACCAUCGAAUCUUGCAAAGAACACAAUUCUUGUCAAAUGGCUACCCCAAAAUGAUCUGCUUGGUCAUCCAAAGACUCGGGCAUUCAUCACACACUCUGGCUCCCAUGGUAUUUAUGAAGGAAUAUGCAAUGGAGUUCCGAUGGUGAUGAUGCCCCUAUUUGGCGAUCAGAUGGACAAUGCCAAGCGCAUGGAAACUCGGGGAGCUGGGGUGACCCUGAAUGUCCUUGAAAUGACUGCUGAUGAUUUGGAAAAUGCCCUUAAAACUGUCAUCAACAACAAGAGCUACAAGGAGAACAUCAUGCGCCUCUCCAGCCUUCACAAGGACCGUCCUAUAGAGCCUCUGGACCUGGCUGUGUUCUGGGUGGAAUACGUGAUGAGGCACAAGGGGGCACCACACCUGCGCCCGGCCGCCCAUGACCUCACCUGGUAUCAGUACCACUCCUUGGAUGUGAUUGGCUUCCUCCUGGCCAUUGUGUUGACAGUGGUCUUCAUUGUCUUUAAAUGUUGUGCCUAUGGCUGCCGGAAAUGCUUUGGGGGAAAGGGGCGAGUGAAGAAAUCACACAAAUCCAAGACCCAUUGAGAAGUGGGGGGAAGUGAAGGAGAAGUAUUAGUUCAUUAUCUGAUCAGUUGAAACUUGGAAACAAGUGUUAAAUCCAUAUUGUUUUUGUUAGGGAAAUAAUUCACCAUACAUUAUACAUUCAGCACAUUUAAAAAUAAUAAUAAUAACAAUCUAAUUGCUGGCCACACCCAUCAGGGAAGGUUCUAGUAUAUGUGAUGUGCUUUUCCAGUAUCUUCAGUCUAGACAACUCUUGCCAUCUGUUGGUAAUUUACAGAAAGUCUGGCACUCUGCUUUCAGUGACAGCCCCACAGUUUCCCCUGCUCCCGCCAGCUGACGGCUUUCUCCCCUGGAUUCUCAGACUGCCGUGGCCUUCUCCAGUGUUAGUCAUUCUUCAUUGUGUUCAUGCAUUAUGGGUGGCAAGACCUUUGGAGCUUUGGGAGAAGAGAUGAGGCUGUGACACUGAUGGCCCUGUGUUUGAGAUAAUAAUUGUUGCUUGUGCCGGAAUUUGAUGAAAACCAAAGUAUGUUCUAAGGCAAGUACAUCUUCUAUUGUGUUCCCAAACCAAGAACUUAUCAAUAAAUUCAUAUAAAUUGUAUCACUACUCUUCUUUUCAUUGGUGUUAUAUUUAUUUGUUGUCAAAGUAUAUCCUCUAAUUGUAAAAGCACUACAUGAUCAUGAUGCAGAACUUGAAAACUAGAACAGAUUCACACAGGUAUACAUACACACAAGAAAGGAACCAGCUGUAAUUACAGUGCUCAUGAAUAACCAUGGCUGCUGCCUAGUUUGAUUCUGAGUCUUCCAAAGGUGCAUUGGCUGAUGGCUUGCAGCCUUGCUGAUGCUCAGCCUGUGAUAUCACUGGGAAGUUGUGCAACCAUUAAGUGGCAGUCUAGUGUGAGAAAGCUAGGUCUCUGGAGGUGUUCCUUUGAAGGAGAUACAGGGAUAGAGGUACCUUCUCUUUCUUUGUUCCCAUACUAUCCUGAAACAAGAAGGUUCCCGGACAGUCUCUUUGAGUAUUCUCUUAUCUUACACAGGUCCCAAAGCAACAUAACCACAUGAUCAGGGAUGAAAAGUCUAUAGCUAGCCCAAAAUAAACCUUUGCUCAUGAGUUGCUACAUCUCAGGUAUUUGUUACAGUAACAUAAAGUUUAUUAACAUACCUAUUGUUUUGACAAAUACACAUAAAACAUUACAGACAUUCUGUAUUAGUCAGUUUUGCAUCAGCAUAAUGAAAUAACCAAAGCAAGUAAGUUAAAAGAGAGAAGGGCUGUUUAACUUAGAGGUUAUCUUGCUUUGGCUCAGUUCUGUGAGGGUAACAGAAGGUGGCAUAUCAAACAGGAGCAUGUACAUGAACAAACCAUGAAUUAUAUCUUGAGGCAGGAACAGGGAGCUAGAGUCUGGGCUGUCACAAUCCUCUUUGAGGAAGAUCUUUAAUGACCUAUGGGCAUUUUAAUAGGCCCUACCUGAAAAAAAAAGUUUUCCCUGCUUCUCAAUAGCACACACUGAAGACCAAGCUUUUAUCACAUGGCUCUUUGGGGGCAUUUCAGAUUCAAGCUAUAUAUUCUGACCAAAAGUUCCAAAAGUUCAUGUCCAUUUCGCAAUU
This is a messenger RNA of Mus musculus (house mouse), 3294 nucleotides long. It is a transcript of the gene Ugt1a7c, whose product is annotated as UDP glucuronosyltransferase 1 family, polypeptide A7C. The transcript has 5 exons. The record is from RefSeq and is marked validated. Lineage: Eukaryota; Metazoa; Chordata; Mammalia; Rodentia; Muridae. Gene Ontology annotation, molecular function: glucuronosyltransferase activity; UDP-glycosyltransferase activity. Gene Ontology annotation, cellular component: endoplasmic reticulum membrane. The coding region runs from base 121 to 1716 and encodes 531 amino acids.